Messenger RNA from Darwinula stevensoni, 461 nucleotides. The record is from the annotation of a GenBank genome assembly. NCBI's taxonomy places the organism in Eukaryota, Metazoa, Arthropoda, Ostracoda, Podocopida, Darwinulidae.
GUAGUUAUGUCACUCAGUUUGAGAAUAUGGUAGCCGAAUUUGCUGGUGCGAAAUAUGGCAUAGCAGCCAUGAAUGGCACUGCAGCGCUCCACAUCGCCCAAGAAUUGGCUGGUGUACGUCAACGAGACUAUGUCAUCACGCCAGAUAUUACCUUCAUCGCUACGGCCAAUGCCAUCAAAUACACAGGAGCAGAUCCCAUCUUCAUAGAUGUGGAUAAGGAUACUUGGCAGAUGGAUUUAGAUAUUUUGGAGGCUUUUUUGGAAAAGGAUACCUUUUAUUACAAAGAUCAUACCUACCUAAAGAGCGACAAAAGAUGUGGCGGCGGUGUCAUCGUCACAGAUGAUGAAAACCUAGCAAAAAAAGCCAAACAUAUAACCACCCAAGCCAAAACAGACACAUUCGAAUACGACCACGAUGAGAUAGGUUACAACUAUCGACUUGUAAACAUACUCGCAGCCGUA